Messenger RNA from Nymphaea colorata (pocket water lily), 1699 nucleotides. RefSeq names its product probable trehalose-phosphate phosphatase F. Bases 356 to 1504 code for a protein of 382 amino acids. Gene Ontology annotation, biological process: trehalose biosynthetic process. The transcript is spliced from 11 exons. The record is from RefSeq and is a predicted model, not a curated record. NCBI's taxonomy places the organism in Eukaryota, Viridiplantae, Streptophyta, Magnoliopsida, Nymphaeales, Nymphaeaceae. Gene Ontology annotation, molecular function: trehalose-phosphatase activity.
GCGCUGUGUUGGAAGAGUGGUGGUGGUCGGGUGGGGUUUUCUUAGCGGGGGGGUUUUAUGGUCCCUAUAAAUACCUGAACGUCUCUCGUCCCACCUUCCCAUCUCCGUUCUUCUUUCCUUGUCUGUUUAUGUCUUACGUUCUUGAAACUCCCUCGGAGUGCAGAGAGAGGCAUCUGGCAAAGACAGAGUCUGAGAGAUUGCUGAUUGAGGCGAAGAAGCCGAGAGAAGUUUGAUACACUGACGCUGUGCUGAAGACCAUAAAGCUGUAGAAUAUUUGCUGCGGAGGAGCAAAGUCCAUUUUAUUGUUGCUGUGACUGCAGUACUGUUGAUCAAAACUAGAUUCCAGUUUGUAGCAAUGGAUGUAGAGUCCAACCAAGCUUCCUCGGUGCUUGCAGACACUACACUUCUAACAAAGUCUAGGUUAGGCUCACGUAAUUUGGUUCCUUGUUCAUCAACUAAAAAUUGUCCAUCCAUCGUUCCUGGGGGUCAUUAUUUGCCAAUCAGGAAGAAAAAUCGUCCUAGCAACCUUGAAGAUGUCUAUUCAAAUGGGUGGCUUGAUGCGAUGAAGGCUUCCUCACCCCCUGGUAGAGGCCUCGCCAGAGACGAGCAUGAUUCAGUAUUUAGCCCAUGGGAGGUUACAUGCCCAUCAGCCCUUAGAUCCUUUCAGAUGAUCACAAGUGCUGCAGAAGGUAAAAGGAUAGUAUUGUUCCUGGACUAUGACGGGACCCUGUCACCCAUUGUAAAUGAUCCAGAUUGUGCCAUCAUAUUAGAUGGGAUGCUCCCUGUCAUUCGUGAAGCUGCAUCGCUUUUCCCUACUGCAAUCAUAACGGGUAGACGGCGUGAUCAGGUUUAUGAAUUUGUUGGAUUGUCUGAACUUUACUAUGCGGGUAGCCAUGGAAUGGACAUAAUGGUACCAACUGUUGCUGCUUCCAAAGCUGAUAGUUGCACCCAAAAUUGUGAUGCGUCCACAGAUGGGCAGGCUACGGAUGAAAAUCUUUUCCAGCCUGCCAAGGAAUUUUUACCAAUGAUUGAUGAGGUUUUCAGAUCUCUGUUGGAAAGUAUGAGGGGAAUUGAUGGUGCAAAGGUGGAAAAUAACAAAUUCUGCGUCUCUGUCCAUUAUCGCCGUGUCAGUGAGGAGAACUGGUAUGAGGUUGCUCAGCGUGUGUUGUCCAUUCUUCAAGGAUACCCUAGGCUGAAAGUUACUCAUGGCCGCAAGGUAUUGGAAGUUCGACCAAAAAUAAAGUGGAAUAAGGGAAAGGCAGUUGAUUUUUUUAUGGAUUCACUUGGACUCUCCAACUCUUUUGAUGUGCUUCCCAUAUAUAUAGGGGAUGACCGAACCGAUGAAGAUGCUUUCAGGGUAUUGAGAGAAAAGCAUAAUGGCUUUGGCAUAUUGGUGUCUGCAGCGCCAAAGGAAACCAGUGCCCUCUACAUGCUUAAAGACCCAACUGAGGUUAAGGAUUUCAUCGAAUGCCUGAUUAAGUGGAAGAAGUCCGGAGAAACUUAAGUAGUUGGAAGUGGAACAUCUUUUCAAUUUUCUCUUUUGGUGACUGGAAUAUUUUGUCUCCUCGAUUGGGACUGCAGUAUGGAACUCCUCUGCAGCGAACCCAACUAUGUAACCAUUCUGGGCCUCUGAAAUUUUGGUGCAAGUGAGCCCAAUUUUGUAAUCAGUCUACAAAUACAGAUGCUUUUACUUAUAAAG